CAGCCGGGCUCGCGGGCGGCAGCCGGCUCCGGCCCCGGCCCCUGCCCCUCGGCCUCGAGCCCCCGGAGGGGAGUCUGGAGCCCGCGCCGUCGCCGUCGCCAGCCGCGUCCUCCGGGCAUGGAAGGCGGCGGCAAGCCCAAGUCCGCGUCCAACAGCCGCGACGAUGGCAACAGCGUCUUCCCCUCCAAGGCGCCCGCGACGGGGCCGGCCGUGGCCGACAAGCGCCUGGGGACCCCGCCGGGGAGCGGCGCGGCGGGCAAGGAGCACGGCAACUCCGUGUGCUUCAAGGUGGACGGCGGAGGCGGCGAGGAGCCGGCCGGCAGCUUCGAGGAUUCGGAGGGACCCCGGCGGCAGUAUGGAUUCAUGCAGAGGCAGUUCACCUCCAUGCUGCAGCCCGGGGUCAACAAAUUUUCCCUCCGCAUGUUCGGCAGCCAGAAGGCGGUGGAGAAGGAGCAGGAAAGGGUUAAAACUGCAGGCUUCUGGAUUAUCCACCCGUACAGUGACUUCAGGUUUUAUUGGGAUUUAAUAAUGCUUAUAAUGAUGGUUGGAAAUUUGGUCAUCAUACCAGUUGGAAUCACAUUCUUUACAGAACAAACAACAACACCAUGGAUUAUUUUCAAUGUGGCAUCAGAUACCGUUUUCCUAUUGGACCUAAUCAUGAAUUUUAGGACUGGGACUGUCAAUGAAGACAGCUCUGAAAUCAUCCUGGACCCUAAAGUAAUCAAGAUGAAUUAUUUAAAAAGCUGGUUUGUGGUUGACUUCAUCUCAUCAAUCCCAGUGGAUUAUAUCUUUCUUAUUGUAGAGAAAGGAAUGGAUUCAGAAGUUUACAAGACAGCCAGAGCCCUUCGCAUUGUGAGAUUUACAAAAAUUCUCAGUCUCUUGCGUUUAUUACGCCUUUCAAGGUUAAUUAGAUACAUACAUCAGUGGGAAGAGAUAUUCCACAUGACAUAUGACCUCGCCAGUGCCGUGGUGAGAAUCUUCAACCUCAUUGGCAUGAUGCUACUCCUGUGUCAUUGGGAUGGCUGUCUUCAGUUCCUGGUCCCCCUGCUUCAGGACUUCCCACCAGAUUGCUGGGUUUCCCUAAAUGAAAUGGUUAACGACUCUUGGGGAAAGCAAUAUUCCUACGCACUCUUCAAGGCUAUGAGUCACAUGCUGUGCAUUGGCUAUGGUGCCCAAGCGCCCGUCAGCAUGUCCGACCUCUGGAUUACCAUGCUAAGCAUGAUUGUCGGGGCCACCUGCUAUGCUAUGUUUGUUGGCCACGCCACAGCUCUGAUUCAGUCUUUGGACUCUUCAAGGAGGCAGUAUCAAGAAAAGUAUAAGCAAGUGGAACAAUACAUGUCAUUCCAUAAGUUGCCAGCUGACAUGCGCCAGAAGAUACAUGACUACUAUGAACACCGAUACCAAGGCAAGAUCUUUGAUGAGGAAAAUAUUCUCAAUGAACUUAAUGAUCCCCUGAGAGAGGAAAUAGUCAACUUCAACUGCCGGAAACUGGUGGCUACGAUGCCUCUUUUUGCUAACGCGGAUCCCAAUUUUGUGACGGCCAUGCUGAGCAAGCUGAGAUUUGAGGUGUUCCAGCCUGGAGACUAUAUCAUUCGAGAAGGUGCUGUGGGGAAGAAAAUGUAUUUCAUCCAGCAUGGCGUUGCUGGUGUCAUCACCAAGUCCAGUAAAGAAAUGAAGCUGACAGAUGGCUCUUACUUCGGAGAAAUUUGCCUGCUGACCAAGGGCCGGCGCACCGCCAGUGUCCGAGCUGAUACAUACUGUCGUCUUUACUCCCUUUCGGUGGACAAUUUCAAUGAAGUCUUGGAGGAAUACCCAAUGAUGAGAAGAGCUUUUGAGACCGUUGCUAUUGACCGACUCGACCGGAUAGGCAAGAAAAACUCCAUUCUCCUUCAGAAGUUUCAGAAGGAUCUGAACACUGGUGUGUUCAACAAUCAGGAGAAUGAGAUCCUCAAGCAAAUUGUGAAGCACGACAGAGAGAUGGUUCAAGCGAUCCCUCCAAUCAACUACCCUCAAAUGACAGCCCUGAAUUGCACAUCAUCAACCACCACCCCAACCUCCCGCAUGAGGACACAAUCUCCACCAGUCUAUACGGCGACCAGCUUGUCUCACAGCAACCUCCACUCACCCAGUCCCAGCACACAGACACCCCAACCCUCAGCCAUCCUCUCACCCUGCUCCUAUACCACAGCAGUCUGCAGUCCUCCUGUACAGAGCCCCCUGGCCACACGAACUUUCCACUAUGCCUCCCCCACUGCUUCGCAGCUGUCACUCAUGCAGCAGCUACCGCAGUCCCAGGCACCCCAGACUCAGCAACAGCAGCAGCAACAGCAACAGCAACAGCAGCAGCAGCAGCAGCAGCAGCAGCAGCAGCAGCAGCAACAGCAACAACAGCCACAGACACCUGGUAGCUCCACACCGAAAAACGAAGUGCACAAGAGCACGCAAGCGCUUCAUAACACCAACCUGACCAGAGAAGUCAGGCCCCUCUCGGCUUCGCAGCCCUCGCUGCCCCAUGAGGUGCCCGCUAUGAUCUCCAGACCUCAUCCCACUGUGGGCGAGUCACUGGCCUCCAUCCCUCAACCUGUGGCAGCUGUCCACAGCACGGGCCUUCAGGCGGGGGGCAGGAGCACAGUGCCACAGCGUGUCACCUUGUUCCGACAGAUGUCCUCGGGAGCCAUCCCCCCCAACCGAGGAGUGCCUCCAGCACCCCCACCACCAGCAGCUGUGCAGAGAGAAUCUCCCUCAGUCUUAAACACAGACCCAGAUGCAGAAAAACCGCGUUUUGCUUCAAAUUUAUGAUCCUUGCUGAUUGUCAAAGCAGAAAAUAAAUACUCUAAUAAACAGAAUAUUCUCAGAUAUUAUUUUAAUCUAUCUGGUGAUAGAUCCCUAUAGCCUACUCUGAAAAGAUAUUUUAGACAGCUCUGGCCUACAUGCAAAUGUAAAAACAUAUAUACAUAUAUAAUUAAAUAAAUAUACAUAUCUCUAUAUAUAAAUGCCCAGAAGAAGUUCAAAAGACUUGUAUAGCAUUCAGUGUUACAUGUCUUCCUUUCUUUAAAACCAUUAAAGGAUUUAACACAUUGUUGUAAGAUCAUUGAUUUCUAACCCACUUUUACUUAAUUCCUUUGAUAUAUGUAUUUCUCUCUUUUAUGAAGAGUCCUGGGGGGGGGGGGUCAAUGGCAUCAAAACUCAGAUUUUAAAAAGGCAACUCCAAUUAGUUCCAGAAGAGCACCAAUCAAAGCUUUCCUUCAUUAGCUGUGCCUCUGUAUCUAGAUUGCUAAUUAUGUGGGAUGAAAUAACCCAAUCCCAGUUUAUAGCUCUAAAUUGUAUUUCGGUGCUUUAAAUUUUGAGUUAGGUGAAGGAACACACUACGUGCUCAGCCACCAUAGGAGACUAACAUCGCCACUACUAAGGCUUUCUCUAACCUCAAGCAUGUUCAUUGAUUUGGUAGGAAGGUGAGGAGAUAUUUGUCUUCGUGUGUGAUUGGACUUCUACCGAGACUCUGUCGAUGUUAGUUGUAAAUAACUUUUCCAGCCCAAAUAAAAGUAACUCUUCUGUGUUGUAUAAAGGUAAAAGUCACUGUUUAAGAAUUCAGUUUUAUGGCUUCACUUCAAAAGUUAAGAGUUUUAAAUUUCACAAAAUCUAAUAAUUGUGACAAUUGUUCAACUGUAAUGCAAUGGCUUCAGACCUACAAUAUUAUUUUAACCUGCAAUAUUUUAUGCAAAAUUGUAUGCUUGAAUCUACAAAUUGCUUGUAUUACACCAAAAAAUUAUUACUUUUCUUCCUUAUUGACAUAAUCAAGCAUCUGAAACUAGUCCUGGCAUGCUUUUUGGGGCAAAAAAAAAAAAAAAGUAGAUUCUAAUCAGUCAUUGUAAGAAAAGGCUUACAGUAUUUCUCACUUCUAGAAGAUAUAACAAUUCAUUUAUUGCCUCUUUUAGAAUUCUUAAAAGGGUGACUUGGAUCUCUGACUAAAAUCUAGAAGUGAGGUUUUCACUUUAAUUUAAUAUUAUCGCUGUUAUUAUCAUUUAAACAGUUAUUUGCGAACCACAGCUUGGUUUGGAGUUAAAUGUGUUCUGUGUCUUCAUGUUAGUUGGUAGUUUAUUGUGAUGUUAAUGUGAAGAAAUAAAUAUAAUAAUCAUCACAUCUGUUUGGAAAUGCACAUUUGCCCAAUGUAUAUUGUAGCUAAGCAGUUAGUAAAUCUUAAGGCAUGUGGUAACCAACAUAGUCCUUAGAUAGACCGGAGGUUUGUUCUUUUAAAUGUGCUGAAAGUAGGGUGGACGUGGUGACAGGAAGCAGGGGUGAAGUUGAGCUGUCUGUAAGCAUUGUUUGUUUGUUCUUUUGUUUCCUUAAUUCUUUCUGUGAGCAUCAGCCUCUUAGAGAUCAUGUGUGCUUAUGGCAUCCCACACAUGUGGUUGAAUGGAACACAAUGGGAAGAUUCCUCAUGUUUGACUUCUGUAAAUAACUCAAGAGAGUGACCUGACGUGGAGGUCUUUAGUAGCACGAGCACGGAUGAUCCACUUAAGAACAUUAAACACAUUCUGUUGGGACAGGGCCUCUAGAUAGACUUAAGGACAGAAAACAAAACAGAAGCAAAGUGAAUCCAUGCUGCCUGUUAUGCCUUUUAUGGAUCUAACACCUAUGAAACCAAAAAGAAUUGCUAUGCUUAAUUGCUAACAGAUCCUAAUUUGUGUGGAAACAAUCAACAAUGCUAGGCAAUAUGAUGUUAUUUAUUACUGACAUGCUGGUGACUAACGACAGCCUGUUGGGAAUGGUGUAAGAGAGAGCUCAUUCGGCCUACCUAGAAUCUAUGAGAAAGUGGCAAGACUAUUUACAUAUCAGUAUGAAAAACUCUUUAAUUUUUUAUUAAAAUAUAAAAAUUAGCUUCAAUUUAUUAAGAUCAUGCGCUAGUCCUUUACAUUAUUAAAGGUUUACAUUUGACAGGAUUAAUGGGUUUGGUAGUAAAAUAUUUUUUAUAUAUAAAAUUUUUUGAGCACUAUUGGGAAACAUCAGCAAAAUUGAAUUGCAUGAUCAUUCAGUGCAACCAUAACAUUUUUAUUCACUUUGUACUAGAAUGGACAAAGAACCCUAAGGUUUAUAUGUUAAACUAACAAAAUGGUACAGGGUAAAUUAUAUACACAUAUGUAUGAAUGUACAUAUAUAUAUUUAGAUUAAGGAGGAAAGUGACUCAUAUUACUGUAAUAUAAAGGUACAGUGCUAGGUGAACAUGACCUUUUUUCUCUGUACAUAGUUAAGCUCAAGGAUGGAGUUUUAAUCUGUACAGAAAGAACUGUAUUAUUGAUCUUUUGCUGCUGAGAAGAUAAGAAUAUAGCUGAUCCUUGCCACUGUACAACCAGGGAAGAGUUAGAGUAUGUCUUUUGUCUUUGCUCAAAGCCAUACAUAUAAAUAUAUAUAAAGAUUAUUAAUAAAUCCAACAGAAAAUAAACUAAAAUUAUGAAUAUUUUAUUUUAUUGUUGAACUCUAAUCCAACGUUUUGCUUUGUUGAUGACUAUAGAUUUGCUUGUUUGUCUGUCUUUGUAUAAUUUCCAAAAAGAUUUAUUCUUGAAAAUCAUCAUACAAUUCUUAUAGAUAUCCUAUAAAUACAGAAUGAAAAUAAUUUAAAUAGACAUGGAUUUCCCAGUCAUCCCUUUGUUUUACCUUUCCCAUACAGUAAAAAUUUAUUUUAUUCUUUACUCUAUGCCUCUUUAAUAUGUGGUGUUUGUCCAGUUUCAAAUCACAGCCAUGUUUAUAUCAUUGGAUAGAGGAUGAUUUUUAAUCUAUGUACAUGUCCUGUUGUCUUUGGGAUUUUCAAAUGCCUCCGAUGAGGUUGAUCACAAUGAGGAUAAAUAGCAGAGCACUCUUAAACACAAUGAGGAUAAAAUAGUGUUUUGCAAUUUACUGUCAUCCUGUAACACAUAGCCUGCCUCCAGGUCUCCGUGACCUCUCCAUAAGGAGUGAUUACCAAGUGAAUGCCAUUCCACUUUGAAAAGCUGCUUAUUCUACCAUUUACAGACUUAAAUGAACAUGGUAUUUUCAGGACACUGCAAAGGAAACAACUGAGUUAUUCUAAUAAUUCCUAAAGGACAUAAACAAUUUACACAAUAUGAUGAGUUUAAACUUUUAGACAUAUUAUAUUAAAGCUAGAAUUACUUACUUUUCAAAGCACAAAUCAUUUCUAAUAGUCUGUCAGGAUUAUUGUGUAAAAAUAUCUCCAUUGAUUCUUAAUUGACUUACAGCUUUUAUUUUACAAUUUUGCUCUAAUUGCUCUUUUGGACCUUCCUUUCCCUAUUUUUAUGAUAUUAAACUACAUGACCCAGGUGUCUCUCACUUCUAUCUCCAGCACUCUAGAGUAUGUGUGAGACAGUGCAAGUGUGGGAUAAGUUGUUGUCACUGUGGUUAUUUACAUUCACUAACCCUAACAAAGAUUUACUAUAUGUUAGGGCAGUCCACCUAAAAGCAUAUCAGUCUGUGCCAUGAGAAAAAUUUAUUCCUGGAAUAUAAUCAGGUACUGAGCUACACUGAAUCUUGAGUAGUCAAAAAAUUAUCAUGAAAUAAUGCCUUUGGAUAUGUGGACCAAAUUAUUCCUCAGUUCUUUUAACUUGGUUCAAAAUAUUUUCAAAAUCAUGUUGGAGAUUUUUCGUGCAAAGAUUUUUUUUUAUUGAUUUUAUGGUUAUUUAUACUUGCUAUGGUCCCUUGACAAUAGUGACUUUCUAAAGCAACUUAAUUUCAAUUUUAACAACACAUUUGUAUUAUUGCAUGUUUUUUUUAAAAAGGAAAAUGAUUGAGCUGAUCAUAAAGGGCAACCUUAUUCUUAAAAGUAAUGCAUGAACUCUUAAAAAAAAAACAACUUUGCCUAACUUCAGGAAAGAUUCAGAUUCACACCAAGCCAGUCUUUCACCUUUCAAUUUGAAGUUUUAAGUAACAGCCAUAUUGUGUAUUGCUUUCCUUCACUGGGGCCACUGACAUCUUCAUGGAUGGGUCGUUUUGGCCUUGGUCACAUUCUUAGCUUAAAGGUAUAAGAAGCAUAAACUUCCCCAUGUAGGAACAACUAUCCUGAUGGAGUAACAAAUCCACCACCGUAAAAGAUCCCUCAUUGGACUCAAGGACAUGUCUGUGAUUUUUGAAUACCUGAUUGCUUUACACUUUGGGCAGUUCUCACUGUGAAAUGCCCUUUCUACCUUUGCUUCAUACUGAAACAAUCUCUCUCUGACAUGAGGUGAUGAGGAAUGGAGAUAAUUUUCCAAGCAAAUCUGGAAUAAUGGUGAUAUGAGUGACAUAUUAGUUCCAUGUAUAAUUUUUGAUGUCCCAGAUAACAAAAACAAGACAAAUGAUGUUUUUUAUAAAAUUAAAAUCAAUGUGAUAAUCACGACCUAAGACAGGACCCGACCCCACUCUUACAUGACCAUGCCUCUCUUAUCUCACCAUAAUCCUACCCCUGUUUCCUCAGCCAAGGGUGGUUGAGUAGUGGCAAUGAAGACUUGAUUUUGUUGAAAGAAGACUUGCCAACACUUGCCCCAUCGUGAGACUUGUUUAAAGACAAUAUCAAAAGAAAAUGUAUGCAAGUCUAUGAAUUUAUUUUUAAGAUACUUGGUGUAGAGAGAAUGACAAUAGAAAGAAUAUAUUCUGAAGAAAGCAUCUUCAUGUAAUGAUAAAUGAAACUUGCUUCUAAAAUGUGAACGUUUAAUGAAACACUGGUCAUUGGCAAUAGCCACAUCUCGCUGAAGCUGGAGUGUGUCAUAGAUUAGAGAAAACAAAUUUGAAAUGGUAAAGUUGGAUUUAAAUCCUUUUAAAAAGUCAUUUUUAUUUUCAGGCCAAAGGUUUUAUAAUUUUAUACUUUAAUCUUAAUUUUGCAGAGAAAUCAAAGGGUACAUGGUGAAAUGCAUGUUUUGCUAAUGUGAAAAGAAAUAAAAUUCAAUUUGUGACAGAGCAACAACUAAGGCUAUUUGUUACCUCACACUACUUGUGAGGCUGCUGGGUCUGAAGGAAGACCUCGUGUUUGCCAAGGAGUGGGGAUAAGUUUGGGAAACCAAAAAUUUACCAGAUUUGCAUAUCAAAACAGUACAGGGUGAAGGGUGAGGGCAUGAAGAACCAUGAAAAUGAGUUAGACUAUUGAACAGGGAAAUGUUUGGGAUUCAAAUAAGCUAGUUUCCCAGAACUGACUGGUGGUACCCUGUUCCACAAACUGAGAAAUAUAGACAUUCCUUGGAGAUAUUUUAUUCCUAGUGUAGUAUAAAUCACCAUUCAACUCAAUAAGAACUAGCUCUUUAUUAUCCUGUAAUUAAAAUUAUUUUUUAAUAUUUGAAUAGACAGUGCUAUUGAUUCAGUAGACACAACUGCAAAAAUCAGUGUACACAGUAAUUCUCCAAAAGUAAGGGUCAUUUAUCUAUUUUUAGAUUUAUUAGAAUGACUUAGAGUUACUUAUAUUUCUUAAGCAGAAAUAACAGACUUUUGCCAUAACAGAUGUUAAAUUUUAUCAGAUUAAGCAUAGGAAAGAAAAUUCAGAUUUAUAGAGGCAAACAUAUUUUCCUAAAACAUAUUUUAGUUUCCAUUUAAAUUGUGGCAAACCACUCAGAAACGGAAGACACAAUUUUGAAGGAAGUAAUCAUAUAACUCAAUUUACCCGAUGUAUAGUGUCAUUUUAUUUUGGUUAUUUAUGUGGUGAAGACCUUUGUUUCUCAGUAUUUAAAAAUAAAAAUUGCUUGCCUAACUUAUUUAAGAUUUACUGUGAAGGUCUUACACAAAAUUCUAUUGACAGCAAGCAGUUCUGAAUGCCUGAAAGUAUGAUAUGCUCAUAUUUAGCAUGAAGUAUUGAACUUGAGUAAUAUUAAAUAGCAUUUCAUAAACAAAAUAGUUGCAUAGACAAAGUAGCAUAUGUCUUCCAUAUAUUUUUAUUACAAAGAUCCAAAGAAUAUUAACCAUAUUUGGCCACAGACAAAAGUAUGGAAACGUGAAAGUGAUAGUGUUCCUCAGAGUAAUCACCAUAAAAUGCUGGACAUAUCCCCGCACAACAUAAUAAAUCAAAACCUUUUUUGACCUCCCAAUCAAGAGCAGCAUUCAGGGUCAGUGCCAAGUUAAUAUGAAUAUUCAAAAUAAUAAUUUAUCUCUACUUUGCAACAGCAAUCUCAUUUUGUGAGUUAGCCAAAAUUAAUCUCAAGCCAUAGUUUCUCAAUCUGAUAGAUGAUCAGGUUAGCACCACUGUUUAUGAUAAAAAGCAAAUUGUGGUUCAUUUUGUGUGUAGGUCAUAACUAUCCCUGAAUGUCUAGAGAUGAUUGCUGUGGGAUGUUCUGUAUGGCAAAUGUGUUGCUCUGAUUGGUCAAUAAAUAAGACAAUGAUUGGCCAGUGACUAGGCAGGAAGUAUAGGCAGGACUAACAGAGAGGAGAAAAGAAAGAACAGGAAGGCAGAAGGAGUCACUGCCAGCCGCUGUGAUGACAAACAGCAUGUGAAGAUGCCGGUAAGCCAUGAGCCACGUGGCACGGUAUAGAUUUAUAGAAAUGGAUUAAUUUAAGCUGUAAGAACAGUUAGCAAGAAUUCUGGUAUGGCCAUACAGUUUGUAAGCAAUAUAAGUCUCUGUGUUUAUUUGGUUGGGUCUGAGUGGCUGUGGGACUGGCAGGUGAGAGAGAUUUGUCCUGACUGUGGGCCAGGCAGGAAAACUCUAGCUACAGAUGAUCUGAAAGCAUUGACAAAUGCAGUUUCACAGAGUCUGCCUAUGCAGAAAAAAAGCAAUAUGGUAUUUACAUUAAAAGACUUAAUGAACUCACAGCUUAAAAUAUGAAAUAUCUAAAAAUUAGUUUUUGUUUCUUAGAGGCAAAAAACGACCUGUGUUAAUUUUGCACAUCUUUUUUAAUGGUGUGAAUGUUUUCAUAGGACAUUGUGUUUCUUUAACUAAAUGGUAUUGGCUUUGAAUUGCUUAGAGGAAUUCUUUACAUUGAUAAUGGUGAUAAAAUGAGCUAUCUUUAUAUUAGCAGUUUUCAAAAGCACACAAGUAAAAAUGUAUUACAAUGUUUUGUCACUCCCUAUACUAAGUAUGAAUGUUGGACAAUCUUGUGAUUACCCGUAUCUCAGCAUUUUAGGCUAAACUUGACUGGAUUUCUAGUAAGAUGGCUAAGAUUCUUUCUACAAGGGUGUUUUCUGAGCAAAAGAAAGGGAGGGAUGGAGGGAUGGGUGAAGGGAAGGAGGGAGUUUGACUUAACAAUAUUACAUUUUUUUUAGUCAGUUGAUUUCAGAUUAUUUACCUCAUCGUAUAUCUGAAUGUUGAUUGGAUGUGAAAAAAAGCCCAGUGGAAAUUUUGACAUUGCCAGAAAGCUUCUCAAGCAUUUACUAGAAAUGUUGGACAUUUUGCAAAUGGUUAUUCAUGAGUGUUCUAGACAGAUUCUGGGUGUUACUUCAGGAUAGCCUUUCCUUCCUUUAGUUCAGUGGUUUCUCAAUCUGUGGGUUGUGACCACUUUGAGUCAUCCAAGGGUCAUCUAAGACCAUUGGAAAACACACAAAUAUUUACAUUAUGAUUCAUAACAGUAGCAAAAUUAGUUAUGAAUUAGCAAUGAAAAUAAUUGUAUGGUUGGAAUUCAGCACAACAUAAGGAACUGUAUUAAAUGGGGUGCAGCAUUAGGAAGGUUGAGAAUGAUUACUUUAGGAAGUAAUAUAUUAUAAUAAUUCAAUUAAUUUCAGUUGGUAUGUCUCCCAAAGAAAUGAGGUUAUGUCUGUAAAAUCUUAAGUAGUUUGGAAAACCUAUCCAAAGGAAUUCCUACCUAUCAGCUCCAUAAACCAUAUUUCAUAAAACACAUAAUCCUGUGAUAACAAAAAAUGGAGUUUCUGGUAAGAAAAGUUUUGAUACUUUUAAUGACAUUAUACCUUGUAAUUAUGAAUCCAUUAUGAAUUGUGAAUCCAUUAAAAGCUUUACAGGCAGGGUUAGGGAUUUAGCUCUGUGGUAGAGUGCUUGCCUAGCAAGCACAAGGGCCUGGGUUCGGUCCUCAGCUCCAGGGGAAAAAAAGCUUUGCAGGCUUAUUAGGAAAUAGAUAUACUAUGUCUACAGAAAAUUUAUAAGCAUACCAUUAGCCCUUUAUUUUAUAUAUGAGAAAAGGAAAGAAAGAGGGACUAGCCAGCUGCUAGAAAUAGAAAAAAAGCCUGCAUAUUUCAGUUUUUAACCUAUUUUUAAUGUGUACUUGCAGUUAAUUUUCUUCUAGUCUGGCCAAGAAUUGACAUGUAACUCACAAUAGCUACAGGCCCCAGGUUCCAAAGUAAACAAAUUUAGGACAUGGGAAAUAUAAACUGCCAAAAGCCAUUCAACUCCAAUGCAUGGAAGAGAACAUGGCACAGACAAGUAUCAAAUGUAGAUCUGAAGGCAUUGUUCAGUAUUCAUUUCUAUUACGUGCUGUAUACAAUGGUCAUUCUAAAUAAAGGCAAGUAGAAGCAUACUUGGUUAGGAAGACAGUUUUAAAGUAUGUGAUACAAAGGUUUUUUUAAUUGUGUAUGGGGCUCACCAUCAUCAUCACUUAACAUCACACACCUUUCAGAUUUUCUUGCAGUGUAUUUCUAUGGAUCAUUUCCUCCCUGUAUGCCUUUCUCCACGAUAUAUUACAUAAUUGCCUAUAUAAUAUGAAAAAAUACUCAAAUAGUCAUGGGCUUUAUUUAAAAUACCUAAAAAAUGGAUACUUCAAGCCAAUAUAGCCAUCCUAAGGGAAGUGACAAAAUAUGAAUAAAUUUAAAAAGGGGUAGAAGGGGCUAAUCUGAAAUUGAAAUGAAAAUGAAAUAUUAGGAGGAAACUUGGGGAGAACAAGAUUCAUGUAUAUCCAUUUUUAUUUCCGUUCUGCCCCAUGCAGUAUUAACAGUGGUAUCACCACAAAUCCUAAGCACAUAAUUUCAAGAACAGUGUUGUGGCUACUGGGGAAAAGGAUGAUGUUGCCAGAUACAGAAUGGAGAUAGACCUAAAAAUGGGCCUUUUUUUAGAUUGAAAAGAACACCCACAAAGGAACAAGUAAACAGGGAGCUGCUCACCCUGGGCAGAAGCAAACCUAUUGUCAGGAAAGGCAUGGAGGGGCAAACAGAGUACUCUUCAGAUACACAAAUGCAUGGAAGGCCUCUGAAGUGCCAUGAUGACAGGGUUUCCCACAACAAGUGAGAACAUACAAUGCUAACAGUGCUUACACAAAACUGCACAUCAAAGGUGUGUCUUCUCUCCCUCACUUAUAACAGCAAGCUUCUUUUCUGACUGUAAACUAACAGGAGUGUUACCAUUUUUUUUGUUCUCAUUAUGGUCAGUAGCACUCUUCAUGUAAAGAGUUUCAACUUAGGAAAUCCAGUCCUCAGAUGGUGGGAAUGUAUAUGGGAAUAGCAUGACAAAGACUUGCCCAAUAUAAUUGUCUCACAGUACAUACACUUUAAUUUUUAAAUUAUUAUAAGUGCUCUUCAUUAGUUCUGUUCACAUUGUGGUAAAAACAUAUUUGUAAAUACAUAUUUCAUUCUACCAAUAAAUCAUUUCAGAAGAAAAAACCAUGAUAAAAUCUCUGCUACAAAGAGGAUUGAGAACUAACAUCAUCAAUGCUAAUGAGCAAAGUUAUUUUUUUCUGUAACUUUGUUAUUGGUGAACAUUUCAAUCUUUUUUCUUUUUCUUUCCUUUGUAUUUCUCAUUUCUUCCCUUCCUUCCCCCCACCACAGUCUCUAUCUCUAGCUUUCUUGUUUUCUAUUUUAUGUUCUUUUUCUAUUUUUAUAUUGCCUUAUAAUCCUGGCUAUUUUAGAAUUUAUGUGUAGAACAAGAUGCCUUUGAACUUGUGGCAAUCCUGCCUCUGCCAACUGAAUGCCUGGAUUAUAGGUGUAUGCCACCAUAACUGAUGGAAAGUCUAGUUUCUAUAAGAUAGUGUAUUACACAAUAAAAAAAUAUUCAACUAAGAACAAAUAAAGUGACUAACAGGAAAAAUUACCAAGGGAAGAAAGUCAGAUGAAUUUGGAAACAUCAAGUUGGACUGACGGUCUUUUCCACAGGUUUCUUACCACCAGGGCUAUAAAAUCUGAAUAACCUAGUAAUAGAAGGAGCAUGGAUCUUAUUGUACAAACUUUGAUAGUUAAUGAAGCUUCCACAUUUCUAAUAGGAACUGAAUGUGCAGCCAGAGGUGUUCAAAUGGUAAUAUCUGAAGGACAUCUAGGGAUCCUUUUACAUGUAUUGUUCCUUUCAUGUUGUUUAGAACUCCUACUAUUUAGUCACAUUGUUUUUGCUUACAUCAACUUUCUUUAUAUAUAUAUUCCUUGAAGUUCAUAUAUAUAUAUAUAUAGUGUUAUAUGUCUUAUGUCAUAUAUAUAUAUUCUUGAAGUACAAAGUAAGCUGUUACUUCAGCUUGCUGUUUAGGUGUCCAUUAACUUAUCAAACUCAUUCCUUGAAUACUAAAAUGUGUCAAGAAAUACCUUAGAUAUUGUGGAGGUAGCUAUGAUAUGAGAUAAUAUUUGGGGCUAGACAGGUGGCCUGGUGGUUAAGAGCAUUUACUGCUUUUAUAGUGAAGCUGGGUUCAGUUUCCACACUGACGUGAUGGCUCACAACUGAUUGCUACUGUAGUUCCAGGAGAUUUGGGGGUCUAAUGUCCUCUUCUGUCCUCCAAGGAUACCAGGAAUAUACAUCUGUACAUACAGAGUUGCAGACAAAAACACCCCCAUGUGCAUAAAAUAAAAACGUAGAAAUCUUUUCUCUUUAAUUUUUACAGAGAAAAACAAAGGUUUGCACCUCCAUUACGCUUAUGUCUUUAAAGAAAGAAAUAGAUGAUGAACAAGUCAGUAAAAGUGUAGACAGAGAAGAAAGCACUGGAGGACAGAGGUGCAGGGGAGGAGGAGGGAGUGCCAGGAAUAAGGAGUGGGAGGAGGUGCUUUCUCCAGUGCCAUUAUCCACGAUGAUUCAUGAGGGAGAAAAGUGAGCAAUAACCAAUGGCCACAGACAGACAGACUGUCUGAUAGCCCAGUGCCUUUCUGUGCCUGUUCCUGAAGUUGUGACACAUGCAUUGGCAACAUUAGUAUCCUUCAAGAGUUUGUGUUAAGAGCAGGUUCUUGGGCCUGAUGUCGCACAGGCAGGAGUGUGCUUUCUGACGGAGUCCCUGGGAGUUCACAUGCGUUAGGUUAUUGAAAAGCAUGACCAGGAGGGACAAUGAACUUUCAGAGAUAUGGACACUUCUAGGAGUGACACAUCACAAUAAAAGAUCCUGGCUAUACAGGGAGAGUGAGAGGGCUUCAGACAAACAUGCAGAGCCUCGAGGCCAUGGCCAAUUUUACAUGUCAUCAUUUUACCCUGGACCAUACAGAACUUGCUUUGGUUUACAUUCCUUUUCCCAGCCUGCCCCCUGGUACUUCUAUGGAAGCAGAAAAGAAAAAAAUUAAGACAUAUUAUAAUUUCCUCACUUUAACUAAGUCUCGCUACCACAGCCACUAAUGUUUCUAACCUAACAUUAAUCUGCUAUAUCUUCUUCCCAAAUAAUGCUUAAUGUUAACAGCCACACAUUCUCAUUGUAAAAGUAAGUUGUCCAAUGUUCUGUAACUGAGCUUCUAUUUUGCCAUUAAAUCUAUGCACCUGCA
This is a messenger RNA of Peromyscus californicus insignis, 14539 nucleotides long. RefSeq names its product hyperpolarization activated cyclic nucleotide gated potassium channel 1 (gene Hcn1). The record is from RefSeq and is a predicted model, not a curated record. Lineage: Eukaryota; Metazoa; Chordata; Mammalia; Rodentia; Cricetidae. The transcript has 8 exons. Gene Ontology annotation, molecular function: voltage-gated potassium channel activity. Gene Ontology annotation, biological process: potassium ion transport; transmembrane transport. The coding region runs from base 118 to 2799 and encodes 893 amino acids. Gene Ontology annotation, cellular component: membrane.